UUAAGAUUCCAACCCAUGUUCCUCAGGUUGAACGGAAGAGAGAUGGCCAGAAUGCACCACAUCCAGCCAGCCAAUGGGAAGAUCCCCGAGCCUAGCCUCUUCAUUAAAAUGUCCAAAUACUUCACCCUCAUUCCAGACAGUUUCCCUGAUGCUGAGAAAAACCAAAGGUACCAGCAGGAGAUCCCCAGCACUUCCCAGCUGCAGCAGGAGAUGGAGAGUCUCAAGGGGGCGCUGCUGCCACUCAACUCACCUGUCGUCUUCUGUCAUAAUGACCUGCUCUGUAAAAACAUUGUCUACACAGAGGCUGAAGACAAGGUGACCUUCAUAGACUACGAGUAUGCCAGCUACAACUUCCAGGCCUACGACAUUGCCAACCACUUCGAUGAAUUUGCAGGUGUAGAUGAGGUUGACUACAGCCUGUACCCAGACAGGGAGUUCCAGCUCACCUGGCUCAGGAGUUACCUGCAAUACUUCCACGCAGACCGGCCAGAACCAGUCACGGACAGGGAGGUGGAGAUAUUGUAUGUCCAGGUCAACAAGUUUGCCUUGGCUGCUCAUUUCUUCUGGGGACUGUGGGCACUCAUCCAAGCCAGGUUCUCCGCCAUUGACUUCGACUUCCUGGACUAUGGCAUCCUACGGUUUAAUGAGUAUCUCAAGAGGAAGGACGAGUUCUUGGCAUUACAACUUCCUGAGUGAAGAUCGUUAUGUCUCGAGUGAAGAUUAUCUUGACCAGAAUGUCCUCCCACCAUGUUGUACAUAUUGCUGUAAUUCUUGAUUUUUUCACGACACUUUCAUGUUUGCGGUUUUCAUGGUCACUGACUUCUGUAUCACGUACUUAUCAAAUGAUAUGCCAACUUUCUUUUUCUGCACCUGCCGCCUGAACAUCUCCAUUCAGUUUCUCAGAUACGAACUUUUGCAACCGUGAACAGUGAAUUACCGUGAAACAUUGAAUUACAGUAUUUCCUGCAAUGCUAUAAAGAUGAGAUGAGAUUUAUCAGUUUCACCAUUUUGACGAUUGAUCAUAAAAGAUUAUGAUCACUUUCAUAACUGAUUAACAACUAGGCGUUGAUGAAGGUUAGACAUCCAGGUAGAACAUUACAUGAUGCAAAACAUGAAGUCGGAGAUCACAUUUCUCCAUGAUAUAUUCAGAGCUUUUGUAAAAGUUUGUUAUUUUGGAUUUUUCUCAUUGAUUAUGGUCUACGGGUGGCUGGGUGAGCAGGUGAUCAUGAGUAAGACGAGCAGAGGAAAUAAGGUUGUAAUCAACAAAUCUUAAUUUGUGGUUUCUUAACUCAAAUUACAUUUAUUUUACAUGUGAAAGUGCUAUAGUUUGGCAAUGUUUCAAACACACACAUAGACACACCAAAAACAAUACCUCCAUUUUUCAUGCAGGUAAUAAAUCAACAGGAUAAACUUUCUGAGGAGUCAGAUGCUUAAGACAGCAUCCACUACCAGUAUCAUCAGUGACUGAGAAUCAGCCUGAAGACAAGAGUAACCUGUAUAUAAGUACACGUACAUGUACAGACAAGUGGAUUUGAUCGUUUAGCUUAUUAGGUUCUGAAACAGAAGUGUUAUUCGAAGCUUCAACCUGCUUCUGCAGAAUACUAGUAAUGUGUGGAAGGUUACCUGGCCAUUUCUACUGUACUGGUGAACUUUCCAGGAGGUAUGCUGUCCAAACUUUACAUGCACAUGUAUGUGUUGACAGAUUUGCCAGGUAUGGGCAUGGACAGGUAUGGGAGUGUGCCAUAUAAUGUCUUGCUGCUCUGCAAUGUUAUUCAGUUUUGCUCACUAUGAAUUGCUUACCUCAUAAUUGAAUGUAUCUAUUGCUUGGCAUUUUGUGUUGUACAUGUAUAAAAUAUAUUUUUAUUUGAGGUUCAUGACACCAGCAAUUGCUUGUGUGCUUUUAUACAGGGUAUUAAACUCAUUUGAAUUUUAAGGAAGACAGUAGGAGAAGAACAAUCAAAAGUCUAUUGCAUUGGGACACAUUUUAGCCCUGAACUAGUGUUAUGAACAUGUGAACCUAAUGUUAUGAACAUGUGAGAUAGGUAGCACAGCAAUGUGGGAUUGCUGGGUUGACACAGACCAGACUUCAGCCUUGC
Messenger RNA from Branchiostoma belcheri (Belcher's lancelet), 2096 nucleotides. Its product is annotated as ethanolamine kinase 1-like. The record is from RefSeq and is a predicted model, not a curated record. Gene Ontology annotation, molecular function: ethanolamine kinase activity. The transcript has 6 exons. Gene Ontology annotation, cellular component: cytoplasm. Lineage: Eukaryota; Metazoa; Chordata; Leptocardii; Amphioxiformes; Branchiostomatidae. Bases 16 to 696 code for a protein of 226 amino acids. Gene Ontology annotation, biological process: phosphatidylethanolamine biosynthetic process.